Molecule: messenger RNA, 5252 nt
Organism: Ictalurus furcatus (blue catfish)
Lineage: Eukaryota; Metazoa; Chordata; Actinopteri; Siluriformes; Ictaluridae
Product: chromodomain-helicase-DNA-binding protein 7-like
Exons: 15
Coding region: 14-3898 (1294 amino acids)
Molecular function (GO): protein binding
Source: RefSeq, a predicted model, not a curated record
ACUGCGGGUGCGGAUGCUCUACUAUCUGAGACAGGAAGUGAUCGGGGACCUGGCAGACCGCAUCCUGGAGGGAGCUGAUUCCAGUGAGCUGGAUAUCUGGAUUCCGCAGCCGCUCCAUGCUGAAGUCCCCACUGAUUGGUGGGAUGUGGAGGCUGAUAAAUCUCUGCUCAUCGGUGUGUUUAAACACGGUUAUGAGAAGUAUAACUCCAUGCGAGCCGACCCGGCGCUGGGGUUUUUGGAGCGAGUGGGAAUGCCGGAUGCCAAAGCCAUCGCCGCUGAGCAGAGGGGAGCGGACAUGGUGGCAGAUGGAGAGGAUGAAGACCCGGAGUAUAAACCACUGCGUAUGCCCUUCAAGGAUGAUAUGGAUGAUUUCACCAACUCCCCUCUGGAUGAUAAAGAGGAGAUGAUGGAUGUAGAAGGUGGUGAAGCCCCUAAGGCGAGUGAGAACGGGGGUAAAGCUGGGAAUCUGUACUGGCCUGCAGCGUCGGCUCUCACCGCGCGCCUGCGUCGCCUCAUUACCGCGUACCAGCGCUGCCACAAGAGACAGGAGACGCUGAUUAAACCGGGCAGACGCAGACGUCUCCGUGAGGACCACCUCCUCGCCAUGGCGACCGAGGGCGGGGCUUUCACUCUGGAGCCAAACAGGGUGGCCACAACAGCUUAUCUAACUGAAGGAGCGUCGUUUGUUAAAACCUCACCGUUCCUGCACGAGAGCGCCGCCCUGUUGGCCGAUGGAGCUGCUUUCUUCAAAGAGAGACGUCAGAGAUGGACGAGGCGUGAGGAGGCAGAUUUUUACCGUGUGGUGUCUACAUUCGGGGUGGUUUAUGACGUCCAGACGCAGUGUUUCGACUGGGCGCAGUUCCGGGCCUUCGCUCGUCUCGAUAAGAAAACGGACGAGAGUCUGGAGAAGUAUUACUACGCCUUCGUGGCCAUGUGCAAGCGGGUGUGUCGCAUGCAGGUCAAAGACUCAGAGCUGGCCGACCCGACGCUGAUCAUCGACCCGAUCACAGAGGAGCGAGCCUCCCGGACUCUGUACCGUAUCGAGUUACUGCGGCGGAUCAGGGAGCAGGUUCUGCCCCACCCCGAGCUGGAGGAGAGACUGCACCUGUGUCAGCCCAGCUCCGACCUCCCGGCCUGGUGGGAGGUGGGAAAACACGACCGGGACCUUCUCCAUGGAGCCGCCAAGCACGGAGUGAGUCGCACAGACUACCACAUCCAGAACGACCCCGAGCUCGGCUUCCUGCAGGCACAACGCAAGUUCGUCCAGGGCCGAGGAUCCGAGGCCACGCUGACCUCUGACCCUCUCACCGCCGUGGAUCUGAUCAAAGACGAGGAGCUGAAGCACGACACCACAGAGAAAGUGGACAUCCAGGAAGAGAAAGAGGGGAAAACUGCGGCCGCCUCACCCAAACAGGAAGUGAAGACUGAAGAGGAAGAGAAGAAUCAGAAAGAGGAGAUGAUGCAGAAAGAAAACAGAGCAGAAGUGAAGAGCGAAGAAAAUCACAGCAUUCCUCAAACAACCGAAGAGGAGAAGGUCACAGAGUCUGAGGACACGCCCACACUUCCUGUUCCUGCUCUCACAGACACAAACAAAGAGGAGCAGGAGAACCUGACCGGUACAGAGAACCACAAACCCAACACUGAGAAGAAUUCUGAGGAGGAAGAGGAGGAGGAGAAGAUGGAUGAAGAUGACAAAUCGGAGAAAUCGUCACAGGCUGACGUCUGCGCGUCCUCAGACAGGAAGAACUUUGACGAGGAGAGUAACGCCUCCAUGAGCACGGCACGAGACGAGACGCGGGAUUAUUUCGGCAUGGACGACGUGGAGCCCUCGGUGUCUCAGACGUUCGGUGAACGGAGCGCGUUCUCCUUCUGGCCGAAGGACCGGGUGAUGAUCAAUCGGAUGGACAACAUCUGCGAGGCAAUCAUCAAGGGCAAGUGGCCAACCAAUAGGAGGCAGUUCUUUGACUUGCCUGGCCUGUUGCCUGGAUAUGGUGCCAUAGCAACGGACAGCCCUAUGCCCAGGAGGAGCAUGGGAGACUUCUCUGUGAUGAAUCAGAGCAGCUACAGCGGGAGUGAUGACAUCACCAUGUCACCGCAGGUCAAUAAGGACGAGGCUCUGAGUCUGUCGGUUCCUCGUCAGCGGAGACGCAGGAGGAGGAAGGUGGAGAUCGAGGCCGAGCGAGCUGCUAAGCGGCGUAAUCUGAUGGAGAUGGUUGCGCAGCUCCGUGAAUCUCACGUCGCAGAAGGUCAGACUCGAGCUAUGGAUCUCACUAAAGCUCUACACGGCCUGGCUCCGUCCUCCUCCUCUUCCUCUUCGGUGUUCCCCGGCGCCGUGGCUUCCCCGAUGGAGCUGCUGCACGCGGCCGGAGCCUCCAGAGCCAACGGAGCCGUGCUGGAGGCUGAAAUUCCCACACGGAGGAGGAGAGGACGCAGGAAAAACGUUGAAGGCCUCGAGCUGCUCUUCGCAGGAAAUAAGACUCCGCAGCUCAACACGGAAGAUUCAAACGGGACCAAAGGUUUUGCAGACGGGGCACACGUGCCGGCACGAGCACCGAGACACAUUCCAGCUCCUGCACAGAAAGAGGAGGGCGGCCAUCUUAAAGGAGAGGAUGGAGCGAGCACUAAGGACCUACAGGAGUGGCUCAGACAGCAUCCCACCUACACCAUGGACGUGCCUGGAUACAUACCAAAGAGUGAGGAGCUUCUCACACAGCUGGGAAAACCGAAGCAGAAAAGACAUCGGUGUCGAAACCCAAACAAGAUCGACAUCAACACGCUGACCGGAGAGGAGAGAGUGCCUGUGGUCAACAAGAGGAACGGCCGAAAGAUGGGGGGCGCGAUGGCUCCUCCCAUGAAGGAUUUGCCGCGGUGGCUGUCUGAGAAUCCGGAGUUCGCCAUCGCUCCAGACUGGACAGACAUCGUCAAACAGUCUGGUUUCCUGCCCGAGUCCAUGUUUGACCGUCUCCUGACCGGGCCCGUGGUUAGAGAAGAGGGGGUCCGGCGCCGUGGACGAAGACCUAAAUCUGAGAUCGCUAAAGCAGCAGCAGCUCAAGCUUCUCUCUCUGCAGCUUCUUCAGCCUCUACCUCGGGCGUGAACCCCUUCCUGCUGAACAGCCUGUUUGGGGGAAUGGACCUGAGCAGCCUGCAGAACCUACAGAACCUACAGAACCUGCAGCUCCUCAUGGGCUUGUCUCCUUCUCUUGGUGCAGGAGCUGCAGAUAACAAGACCACCACCACCACCAUGUUGCCACUGAUGCUGCCUGCCAUGAGUGCCCUGCCCAAUGUCUUUAGCCUUGGGGGGCUUUUUGGAGGCAACAUGGCGGCAGCGGCGGCUGCUGCUGCUGCAAACUUAAAUACAAACACCACGGCUGCUUCAGAGUCUGAGGAGACAAAGAAAGAUGGAGAACUCAAGGAGGAAGGUGAGGAGAAGAAGGAGGAGGCAGAGAAACCUGCUGAGAACGAGUCGAGCGACGCGAAUGCGGCUGCAGCAACCAAUCUUUCUGCCAAUCCUCUGGCGUUUAACCCGUUCCUGCUCUCCACCAUGGCUCCUGGGCUUUUCUACCCCUCCAUGUUCCUUCCCCCUGGCUUGGGCGGUUUAGGGCUGCCCGGCUUUUCUCCAGCAGCUCUCGCUGAGCUCCAGAACGCAAUGAGUGGCGCAUUAGGAGGUGCUGGAGAGGAGAAGGAGGAGAACGAGGAGACGGGGCAGAACCAGGAUGCAGUAAAAGCCAGCAGCACUCUGGAGAACAGCGACUCUGACGAGGGCGAGAACAAAACCGAGGAUCUGACCGGAGCGGCCGAGGAACUGGACUCCGUGGAGGCAGGAGAGGAAGAGGACGACGACGACGAUGAUGAUGAGGAGGAAGAAGUUGGAGAAGAUGAUGAGGACAAGAGUGACUGAAGAUACAAAUCCACCUGACUGACUUUCUGCCUUUUACCCCUGAGGGCUUUUUUUUUAAAAGAAAAACUCUACUGAUUUCCCAAACUCUGAAUUUUUAUGUAAUUUUGGUUUAGUUUUGUUGACGGAUAAACAAUAUAAUGAUGAGGGAACACAAUGAUGUUUCUGCAGGACUUCAGUGUAGUACACACACACACACACACACACACACACACACACACACACACAGGCAGUAGUGGACAUGUUGUGGAUGUGAAAGGGGUUGGGUUUGUGGCCUGUGGUGGUGGUGAUGUGCUUUAGAGGAGGCGAUGACUGAAACGUCCCGAUCCUGUUAGGAAUGAGAAGGUUCUGAUAGUGCUGUGCUGCUUCUUUCUGUUAAAUUUAUGUUUAUUGUUUGUUUUUUUUUCUCUCUCUACUGAUAUUGUAAACGGUGAGUGAGUAGCAUCUCGAUGAGGAACGUUCAGUGGCGUACAGUUUUAAACAGCAUUAAGACGAGCGACUCUCUCCACGCUGCUGAAAACAGAAUUGAGAAGUGAAUGAAAUGAGGAUUGUUCUUGUCGUACUGUUCUGCUGAGGGAUGAAGUUCUCACAUAUCAAAGCCUACACUCGGACUGUUCAAGUCUCUCACACUGACAAUCUAUACGGGUGAGGAGACGCUCGGCCUGUGGAGACAGCAAUAACUGAAGGCAGCUCCUGAAUGUUCCACUUUACCACAGGGUGUGUGAGGGGGUGGGGGUGUGCAAGAUUGUGGGGGGUGUGUGUGUGUGUGGGCAAGAUCAGGGUAUAUGAGAGGGUGGGUUCUGUGUGUGUGUGAAUGUGUAUGUGAGGGGGUGUGAUUUGUGAGUGUCUUGGUGAGUAUGGGUGUGCGGGUGUGUGUGUGUGUGAGAGAGGGUGUGGGUGUGUGAGAGCAGGGGUGUGUGUGUGUGUCUGAGAGUGAGAGCAGGGGUAUGUGUGAGAGGGGGUAAGAGAGAGGGUGUGUGUGUGUGUGGGUGUGUGUGAGACGGGGUGGGGUUUCAGUAAAGGGAGGUGUGAUGAAUUAUUGCGGUCGAAUAGUCUCCUGAAGAUCUCCAUGUUGAUGCACUGGUGUAAGGAUGAAAUCAGGUACUUUAUCUAUUGAAUGGACUUUUUGUUACUUUUAGCCAGCAAGCUGAACAGCAUUACCUCAAUUCUAAACUAGCCUUGAAGUUUACACACACAAACCUUGUACAUGUUUCUCUCCUUUAUCUUUUCUCUACACUUUUCACUUUCUUCUUUUUAUUAUUUGAAACAUCAUGUAUGAUGACGUGUAAAUGGCUGCCAACUGUAGUAAUGAUGCUUUUAAUAAAAGUGACCCAUGAUAUUCGCAUAGAAACCAAAA